AGAUGUAAAAAUUGCAGAAUUGAAAAGAGAGCCUUACUCAUCAGAACUACCUAUUCACACUUGACCUCAGCAUGGGCGCCGAUAUGCAGUCUAGCUCUGCAAUAACACGUCUGCAACAGACCCAAAGACAUAUCUGCCCUGAGUGCCCCCAAGCCCCGACCCAGAAGGAAUCCAUCGUUCACGGACCAACGACCCCGGCGCUAUGGGAGAUUACGCUAGCUGAGCUCCUCGAAUUUCAAUGUAUAGAGCAUGCUGGCCGUGAGUGCCUCGUUGUUCCGUGGACGAAUACAAGAUGGACAUAUAGACAGCUACAAAUGGAGAGUGAGCGGCUGGCGCGAGGCUUGCUCGCAAAUGGAAUCCAGCAUGGUGACCGUAUUGGUAUUAUGGCAGGAAACUGUGAGCAAUAUGUUUCACUGUUCUUUGCUGCUGCAACUGUUGGGGCGAUUUUGGUGGUUAUCAAUAAUACAUACACGAAGGCGGAGUUGAUGUAUGCGUUGGAACAUACAGCCUGCAAAAUGCUGUUUAUAUCACCGACCAUUGGUCGUCAUUGUUUGGAAGAAGCUAUCAAUUACCUCGAGAAUCGAGAUCGGUCACAUUCUCUUCCUGGCCUCAAUGAAGUGGUCAUUAUCCGUGGACAAUACCAUAAUUUGAAGACAUAUGAGGAUGUUAUACUUGAAGGACGAGGUGUUUCGCGAAAUGUAGCAUACCGGCAUACCAACGUCGUCAGUCCGUAUGAUGUAUGUAACUUGCAAUUCACGAGUGGAUCAACAGGGAACCCGAAGGCAUCGAUGCUAACCCACCACAACCUUAUUAAUAAUUCCCGUUUUAUCGGCGAUCGCAUGGACCUGACGUCUUCCGAUGUUCUUUGUUGUCCACCUCCUCUAUUCCAUUGCUUCGGCCUUGUGCUGGGUCUACUGGCCUGCGUCACUCAUGGCGCCAAAGUCGUCUAUCCUGGGGAAACAUUUGAGCCAGCUGCUGUUCUUGAUGCAAUCUCAAAAGAACAAUGUACCGCCAUCCAUGGUGUGCCUACCAUGUUUGAAUCAAUCUUUGCGGUAUCCCGACCUGAAAAUUUUGACUGUUCCCGUUUGCGAACAGGGAUCAUCGCUGGCGCACCGGUCCUUUACUCUCUCAUGCAAAGAUUGGUAGCAGAGCUAAACAUGACCGAGUUUACCAGUAGCUACGGACUGACCGAAGCAUCGCCCACGUGCUUUAAUGCGUUCACACAUGACUCGAUCGAGCGACGAUUGACUACCGUCGGCAGGGUAAUGCCUCAUGCUAGCGCUAAAAUCAUUGACCCAAAAACCGGACGAACACUUCCAAUUGGCGAGCGAGGAGAACUGUGCAUGAGCGGUUAUCAAGUACAUAACGGAUACUGGAAGGAUCCCCAAAAGACAGCAGACACACUACUUCGUGAUGAGGAUGGAAGGGUAUGGUUGCGGACUGGUGAUGAGGCAGUCUUUGAUGAAGAUGGUUAUUGCACCAUUACUGGGAGAUUCAAGGAUAUUAUCAUCCGAGGGGGAGAGAACAUAUAUCCUCUCGAGAUUGAGGAAAGACUUGGACGCCAUCCAGCGAUCUCUCAUGCCGCUGUAAUUGGAAUCCCGGAUGGCCAUUAUGGAGAAGUUGUGGGUGCCUUUAUUGAACUCGAGCUUGAUAUCAAGGCAUUGCCGUCUGCGGAAGAAUUGAGAGAUUGGACGCGAGAGACUCUGGGAAGACAUAAAGCGCCACGGUACAUAUUUGCUUGCGGAUCGCACGAGUUGCUUCCAAGAGUAAUACCGCAGACUGGAAGUGGAAAGGUUCAGAAGCAAGUGCUGCGCGAGUUGGCUCACAAAUUGAUAGAACAGGGUAGAACAGAGACCCUGCUUGCAUGA
Messenger RNA from Talaromyces stipitatus ATCC 10500, 1868 nucleotides. Its product is annotated as long-chain-fatty-acid-CoA ligase, putative. Gene Ontology annotation, molecular function: medium-chain fatty acid-CoA ligase activity. Bases 72 to 1868 code for a protein of 598 amino acids. NCBI's taxonomy places the organism in Eukaryota, Fungi, Ascomycota, Eurotiomycetes, Eurotiales, Trichocomaceae. Gene Ontology annotation, biological process: fatty acid metabolic process. The transcript has 3 exons. The record is from RefSeq and is a predicted model, not a curated record.